UUUGUUAAGAAGAUGGAGACACAGUGACACUAGUAUUGGUGUGAGCACAGCUCUCAAAUUCUGGUGCUUUGAGAAAAGAUUGCAGCUUUUCUGGUCUAGGGUUUUGUAAAGCCAAUACAAAUUCUCUGGCUUUGUUUUGGGUUUCGGUGGAUGGGAGUGAUUUUCCGGGGAAAAACCCGGCCAUGGGAAAAUCGUACAAGGACUCUCUUAAGGCGCUCGAAGCUGAUAUUCAACACGUCAAUACUCUGGCUUUAGAUUAUCCGAGGGAGAAAGAUGGAGCAAGACUUCAGAUGAGACUAUCCUACAGUCCGGUGGCGAAUUUAUUUCUCUUUCUUGUUCAGUGGACGGAUUGCCAGCUUGCUGGGGCCCUUGGCUUGCUUAGGAUUCUUAUUUAUGUGACUUAUCCUGAUGGAAAGACCACCAUGUCGAUUUACGAAAGGAGGGCCAGCAUUAAAGAAUUUUACGGGGUGAUAUUUCCUUCUUUGUUGCAACUUCAAAAGGGCAUCACGGAUUUGGAGGACAGGAAACAAAAAGAGGUUUGUACUGUCAGGUUCAGAAGAAAGGAUGAGUUGGAGAGAGGAAAACUCUCUGAAAUCGACAUGGAAAGAGAAGAAGAGUGUGGAAUUUGCAUGGAGGUGAACAACAAAGUUGUGUUGCCUAACUGCAGUCACUCAUUGUGUUUGAAGUGUUAUCGGGAUUGGCGUGGACGGUCUCAGUCAUGCCCCUUUUGUCGUGAUAGUCUUAAAAGAGUAAACUCAGGCGACCUUUGGAUUUACACGGAAAAAUGUGAUGCUAUUGACCUAUCAACAAUCUUAAGAGAAGACCGCAAGAGACUAUUUAUGUACAUUGAUAAGUUGCCUCUUGUCGUUCCAGAUCCUAUAUAUCUUCCCUACGAUUCGCAUGUUCGGUGAGGCUAAUGCACAGCUUUUGGAACUGUUUGUAUAUAGCAAACCCAGCUGUGAUUAUAACAUGAACCGCUGAAUUGUAAAUGUACUUGGCCAUAGUUUUGAUUGGCUUCAAAAGUGGGGUUCAAUAUAAGAUUAUGCCAUUAUGGUUUCUGUAAGACGGUGCAUCUCCCAUUCUAUACUUAUAACGUGUUU
Messenger RNA from Fragaria vesca subsp. vesca, 1100 nucleotides. RefSeq lists its product as uncharacterized. Gene Ontology annotation, molecular function: ubiquitin protein ligase activity. NCBI's taxonomy places the organism in Eukaryota, Viridiplantae, Streptophyta, Magnoliopsida, Rosales, Rosaceae. The record is from RefSeq and is a predicted model, not a curated record. Gene Ontology annotation, biological process: protein ubiquitination. The transcript is spliced from 5 exons. Bases 183 to 911 code for a protein of 242 amino acids.